Paramecium tetraurelia is the source of this 630-nucleotide messenger RNA. RefSeq lists its product as uncharacterized. Gene Ontology annotation, molecular function: GTPase activity; GTP binding. The transcript has 3 exons. Lineage: Eukaryota; Ciliophora; Oligohymenophorea; Peniculida; Parameciidae. The record is from RefSeq and is a predicted model, not a curated record. Gene Ontology annotation, biological process: Rab protein signal transduction.
AUGAUAAAACAAAAGUCCACAGGUAGAAGUUACAAAGUUGUCUUUCUUGGAGAAAACAAAGUUGGCAAGACAUCAAUAAUAACACGAUACUUCUAUAAUACCUUCUCAGAAAAGACUGAAGUUACUGUCUGUGACUUUUGCAAAUAUAAGACCAUUCAGACGAAAAAUGGAUCUAUUGAACUGGCAGUUUGGGACACAGCCGGCUAAGAGAAAUAUCAUGCCUUGGCACCUAUUUAUUAUAGAAAAGCGGAUGCUGCAAUAAUAGUAUAUAAUAUUACAGUCCAACAAACAUUUCAGAAUGUUCGUUUAUGGAUUCAAGAAUUAUAGUAAUUUUCGCAAAAUGCCAAUAUUAUACCAGUUAUAGUGGGAAACAAAGAUGAUUUGCACAUGCAUAGAGCUGUAGAAUAGUCAUAGGUUGAUGAAUUGUGUAAUCAAUAUAAUGCAAAGCAUUUUUAGGUUUCAGCUAAAUCUGAUAAGGGAAUAACAGAAAUCUUUGAUUAUAUUGCAGAUGGUAAAUAAACAUAUGUUAGGUUAGAGUUGAUAAAGUCUGUAAAAUAACCAAAUGAAACGACUAAUUUUUAGGAAGGAAACAAGAAAUAGACAUAAAAGGAGGGCGGAAGAUAUUGCUGA